Xiphias gladius (swordfish) is the source of this 2647-nucleotide messenger RNA. RefSeq names its product myogenic differentiation 1 (gene myod1). Gene Ontology annotation, biological process: regulation of transcription by RNA polymerase II; positive regulation of myoblast differentiation; muscle organ development. The record is from RefSeq and is a predicted model, not a curated record. NCBI's taxonomy places the organism in Eukaryota, Metazoa, Chordata, Actinopteri, Istiophoriformes, Xiphiidae. Gene Ontology annotation, molecular function: protein dimerization activity; RNA polymerase II cis-regulatory region sequence-specific DNA binding; DNA-binding transcription factor activity, RNA polymerase II-specific. The transcript is spliced from 3 exons. The coding region runs from base 200 to 1093 and encodes 297 amino acids.
GAGGGUCCAGGUCGACAGCUGAGGGGACAGAACAGUUUGUGACAGGACCCUACAUUCCCCCAAAGCACCGACACCGCCUCACACACCCCAGUUCCCUCCGGCUCGGUCUCCUCUUCUUCUGCCUUCUGUUUGUGGCUGAAGACUCGUCCGUCUCCCUCACUGGAUUUCUCUUCUUCUGUGGUGCGUUGGGGACUGAACCAUGGAGUUGUCGGAUAUCUCUUUCCCCAUCCCUGCCGCCGAUGAUUUCUACGACGACCCCUGCUUCAACACCAGCGACAUGCACUUCUUCGAGGACCUGGACCCGCGGCUGGUCCACGUGGGCCUGCUGAAGCCGGACGACUCCUCUUCGUCCUCCCCCUCCCCGUCCUCCUCCUCCUCUUCCUCCUCCCCGUCCUCGCUCCUGCACCUCCACCACCACGCCGAGGUGGAGGACGACGAGCACGUCCGCGCCCCCAGCGGGCACCACCAGGCGGGCCGCUGCCUGCUCUGGGCCUGCAAGGCCUGCAAGCGGAAGACCACCAACGCGGACCGGCGGAAGGCGGCCACGCUGCGGGAGCGCCGGCGGCUCAGCAAGGUCAACGACGCCUUCGAGACCCUGAAGCGCUGCACGACGGCCAACCCCAACCAGCGGCUGCCCAAGGUGGAGAUCCUGCGCAACGCCAUCAGCUACAUCGAGUCCCUGCAGGCGCUGCUGCGCGGCGGGCAGGACGACGGCUUCUACCCGGUGCUGGAGCACUACAGCGGGGACUCGGACGCCUCCAGCCCCCGCUCCAACUGCUCCGACGGCAUGACGGACUUCAGCGGCCCGAGCUGCCAGCCGACCAGAAGAGGAAGCUACGACAGCAGCUCCUAUUUCUCCCAGACCCCAAACGGUGGUCUGAAGAGCGACCGGAGCUCGGUGGUCUCCAGUCUGGACUGUCUCUCCAGCAUCGUGGAGCGGAUCUCCACCGACAACAGCAGCCUGCUGCCGGCCACCGACGGGCCCGGGUCCCCGCCAGCGGACCCGGCCGGUGAGGCAGCGGCCCCCGGCCUCGUCCAGGUCCCCUCUCCGACUGCCAGCCAGGACCCCAACCUGAUCUACCAAGUCCUAUAGACCCCCCCCCCACACACACACACACUCACAGUGGAAGUGAUUGUUUUUACCUUAUUUAGGCUGAACUGAGUCUUCACAACCUGUUUGCAUCAGCUGUAAAGUUUGUAGAGUUUUCUCAACAUCCUUCCACACCUUCUUUUAUUCUUAUUCCCUUUAGCUCCGGGUAUGGAAGCUCAUUCCUGCCGAAAAAAGAAAAAUUCAACAUGAAAGUUUAUUCUUGAAUUCGGAAACUGUAGUUUAUCCCAAAAAAAUUCAGAAGCAAAGGAAAUCUCAAGGCCCUCUCAGGAACCUCUGGCUAGGCAGGGCUUUUCAGCCACAUCUCACAGUCUUCAUCAACAAACAGAGUUUGGUAUUUUAUUAUCACAUUUUAUAGAUUUUAUAUAGUUAUUGAGCAUGCUCUAUGUGCUGAUGAAGAUCACCAGACAUGGUCAAAAGCUCUGGAAGAGGGCCUCAAGUAAGCAGAAACCAUUAUUCCUAAACAGUAAAAUGUGUCUCAAGUCAAAAGCUGAAGAAAAAGGAAUGAGAACAAAAAAAAAAAACCGAACAGCUCCACGUAUCGGUGUCAAUAACUACACGAACACCGUCGAUAACAUCACGAGAGAGAAAGUCGUAAUUGUUCAGUUCUUUAUUUAUUAUGUCAAAUUAUAAGAUAGUGUAUUUUUUCAAAAUAAGAUAAAGUUUGCAACAAUAAAAAAGAAAAGAUGCAUUCAGCAAGUAGCCGGAGUCACAAGUUUGACCUCGUACAUCCAGUCUAGUAUGACUCUAGACUUGGAGCUGGCAGGAAUGAUCUUCCGCCGUUCAGCAUAUUUGACCCCCAGAUUCCCUUCGCCGCUCUUAAUGCAAGUGGACUAGAGUCUAGAUCGAGCCGGCUGAAUGCUGGAAGAUGUUUUCUUUUGCAAACAUUUGUAUGACAGGUUUACCCAUGAGUAGAAACCAGUUCAGCUCUUCCUGUACUUCGGUCAUUUUUAUCUCGUUUUAAGUUAAGAAAACUAUUUUAAAGGCUCAGCUGAGUCGUUCAGACGGAUCUCUUUCUUCCUUUCUGUGUGUCGUCUACUUGAUGAAGGACGGAGGCCAAAAACCAUCCACGUACAUUCCUCCACAUUCGUCCAUCUGAAGUCCUAAAAGCCCCGGCUGUUCAAUUCCCUCGGGAAGAAAAGAACGACAACAAUCCUACGAUAUGGGCUGUGUGUAAAAAUACAAAAACUACAGAUUUCUGUGGUAAAACUUUACUGAUAAAUAACAAAACUACAGAGGAAUUCAUUCCUCAGAUCAGAUUUCCGGGAGUUUAACGGGAGUACCGUAGUGUUUUCUUUUGCCCCACCUUCCUGUCCCGGCCAAAUUCAGUUUGUUUCAUUUGUCGUUUUCAUUUCACUGCAGCGGAGGACCAUUUUUCUGUUUCUGUACAUAUUAUGUAAAUAAGAGCUGAUUUGUUCCAACUGAAAGUAUUAAUUAUGUAUUUAAUGUUUCUGUCUGUAUGUGCUUUUGUUUGUUGUGAAAAAUGUUAAACUUUAUAUUUAUACAUCUGAAAACUGAGUGACAGUCUAAUGACAAAUA